CUCCCACUGAUGCGAACGACCUGAACAUGUACUUCGACCUGAACGUUCCCGUACCCGCGCCAGCGUCCUCUGUUACGAAGAAAGGGAAGGGCAAGCAGGGCCCCAUCACCUUCAGCGGGCCAGAAAUCAACGCGAUCGAGGCGCGCAUCGAGCUGCUUGUGCACUUAGGAUAUACUGCACUUGCCUUUACUCAGACAGUGCACAAGAAGAUAGACCCCAAGGUCAACGCCAAUAUCCUCGAUGUCCUCAUCCCCCAGUUACGGCCCCGGCCCGGGAUCCUCUAUCUGAAGAGGUUGAACAUCAUCUUGGACUCGGACAGUGAAAAGGGCUUUGGAUUGACCGGCAAUAACCAAUCCUUCCUCAACACCUACGACAUCCUCGGCCUCGUCCCCACCACCCUAUCCACCUUCAACCUCGCCUGCCUGACACAUAGCCAACCCUCGCCCCUCACCGCGCACAUCAUCACCGUCCCCUCUACACUCCCCCGCGUGCCAUUCUACAUGAAGCACACGCCUGUGCGCACGGCACUCAAGAAUGGUGCCGUGUUCGAGCUUACCUACGUAGGUGCUCUUGGCGGACGGAACGACGAGAUGAUGGUAGACGCGGGUGCUGCAGAGGACGGGCAGAACGCAAAGAAGAAUUGGUGGUCUGCGGCGCGCGAGCUUGCGCGAGUGACGAAGGGGAAGGGGAUUCUGGUCUCAAGCGGCGCGUGUAGCGACCCGGAUAUCCGUGCGCCACGAGACGUAGCGAAUCUGUUCAAUAUCGUCGGUCUCCCUCAAAACAUCGCCCACGAUACAUCCACCUUGAUACCCAAAUCCUUGCUCAUACGAGCACAAACACGGAAAACCUACCGCGCCGUAUUGUCCGAACCGAAGGUGGUCAUUCCGAACCAGUCGGCACCACCAACCUCAGGUGCAAAUGCUCAAGAGCCUGCAUCAGCGGUGCAGCAAGACACGCCACCAGAAGCAACCCCAGCAGCGCCAGCAGGCGCAGCAACUCCCUCAACACCGGCCUCCCACGGGAAGCGCCCUCGCGAGGACGGCGAAGACGGCGCCGCGCCUCAGCCCGGCUCCGUCGACGAGAAACGGAAGAAGAAGCGGAGGAAGCAGAAGCCGCAGACGCCUCAGUAGUUGACGCGCUCGCGUUUAUAUGUCUAGUGUACAGCCGAUAUCUUCGCGCUCACAUUCUCCCGUGCUGUGUGCUUGUCUAGUGCAGAUCGCUGCGUUCUCGUGCGCGACGAUUCAUGCCCAAUCCUACCUCUGCACCGUCCCAAUCCAAAUCUCGACGGGCCCCUCGCCGCGUCCCGUAAUAUCUUCCGCAGGGCGUGCGUAGCCGCAUCGCUCGGCGACCUGCAACACAACGAAUUGUCAGUAUUUCACGGACUUUGCUCCGGGACUAUGCGCGCAAUUGAGGGAGCGAAGAUGACGGAAGAACAAGACCUCUGACAAGCCACACACGCACCUUGACGAAAU
Schizophyllum commune H4-8 is the source of this 1472-nucleotide messenger RNA. Its product is annotated as PHP domain-like protein. Bases 27 to 1130 code for a protein of 367 amino acids. NCBI's taxonomy places the organism in Eukaryota, Fungi, Basidiomycota, Agaricomycetes, Agaricales, Schizophyllaceae. Gene Ontology annotation, molecular function: RNA binding. Gene Ontology annotation, cellular component: nucleolar ribonuclease P complex. Gene Ontology annotation, biological process: tRNA processing. The transcript is spliced from 5 exons. The record is from RefSeq and is a predicted model, not a curated record.